Nicotiana attenuata is the source of this 655-nucleotide messenger RNA. Its product is annotated as monothiol glutaredoxin-S1-like. Bases 128 to 436 code for a protein of 102 amino acids. The record is from RefSeq and is a predicted model, not a curated record. The transcript has a single exon. NCBI's taxonomy places the organism in Eukaryota, Viridiplantae, Streptophyta, Magnoliopsida, Solanales, Solanaceae.
CACAACAAAUCAAGCCUUGAUCAUAAUUUCUUGUAGCCUUCACAACUUCUUUAAUUUCCACUUCACCAAAAGCUAUAUAAAUCUUGGCAUUUUGCCAAUAAACUCAUUAUUUGUUGAACUUAUAAACAUGGAUACGGUGAUGAAGUUGGGAGCAACAAGCUCUGUGGUGAUAUUCAGCAAGAGUAGUUGUUGCAUUUCUCAUAGUAUUGAAACCCUAAUCCGUAGUUUUGGAGCAAACCCUACCGUUUACGAGCUCGAUAGACAUCCAAAUGGGAAGCAAAUAGAGAAGGCUCUAAUUGAAUUAGGGUGUCAGCCAAGUGUGCCAGCAAUUUUUAUAGGGAAUGAGUUGGUUGGUGGUUCUAAUGAGAUCAUGAGCCUUAAUGUGAGAAGCAAGCUGAAACAAUUGCUCAUUAGAGCUAAUGCCAUUUGGGUAUAGAAAGAGAAACUCUACGAGUUUUGAUAGUAAUUAAACCACUUAUUGAGAGUCUUUUAGCUUCUUCAGAUGUUUUUAUAAAGUUGUUGUUUUGGUAAUAGUCGUUUCUUAUGGCUAUAUAAUGACGGUUUUGUUUGUUCACAGCUGAUGAUCAUAUGAAAGUAGAAGUUAAUAACAAUGAGAAUCUUUACGUAAUGCAUUUUAAUCCACGGUAUUAAUAAU